Oppiella nova is the source of this 1894-nucleotide messenger RNA. The record is from the annotation of a GenBank genome assembly. NCBI's taxonomy places the organism in Eukaryota, Metazoa, Arthropoda, Arachnida, Sarcoptiformes, Oppiidae.
CUUUUUGUUUGAAUAUUAAUUCAAUUAAAGGCAAUAAAAGUGACAUUCAUUUCAAGAGUUAUUACAUUUAAAUACAAUUGAGAUCUCAAUUUAAUUCAAUAUGUUUUAUAAAUUGUGUUCAAAUCAUUUGCUCAGAAAUUUAAGGCAUGCCUCCAAUGACCUCCGAUUGUCUCAACUGUUUGCACAAAAUGGUUGCAUAUCUUCGGCGAGGAAUGGGUUCCAUAGCUCACCGCAGAGGCAGUCGUCGGGCUUUGAUUGGACGGACGCUCUGCUGUUGGACCACAACCUGACUGAAGACGAGAUCCAAAUCCGAGAUCAGGUCCGCACCUAUUGUGCCGACAAAUUGAUGCCAAGGAUUCUUCAGGACAACAGAACCGAACGCUUUGAUCGAAAUAUAAUGACAGAAAUGGGAAGUCUUGGAGUGUUGGGGCCAACCAUUAAGGGCUACGGAUGUCCUAAUGUCUCAUCCGUGGCCUACGGACUCAUCGCCAGAGAAGUGGAAAGAGUUGACAGCAGUUAUCGGUCGGCGUUUAGCGUCCAGUCGUCUCUUGUAAUGCAUCCGAUCUAUGCGUUUGGAAGUGAAGAACAAAAAGAUAAAUAUUUACCACAACUGGCGAAGGGAUCGCUAAUAGGCGCGUUUGGAUUGACUGAACCCAACCACGGAAGUGAUCCGUCGAGUAUGGAAACGAAGGCUGUCUUCGAUUCGAGUUCGAAGACAUUUACACUAAACGGAACCAAAACAUGGAUCACAAACGCGCCCAUCGCUGACGUCUUCGUCGUUUGGGCCAAUUAUGAGAACAGAAUCCGAGGUUUUAUUUUGGAGAGAGGGAUGAAGGGGUUGUCGACGCCUAAAAUCAAUGGAAAGUUCUCUUUGAGAGCUUCUGAGACGGGAAUGAUAUCUAUGGAAGACAUCAAAGUUCCGGAGAAUCAUAUGCUUCCCAAAGCUGAUGGACUGAAGGGUCCGUUUGAAUGCCUGAAUAACGCCCGGUUAGGCAUAUCGUGGGGAGCGUUAGGUGCGGCCGAGUUUUGUUUGACGACUGCCCCUGAUGGACUGAAGGGUCCGUUUGAAUGCCUGAAUAACGCCCGGUUAGGCAUAUCGUGGGGAGCGUUAGGUGCGGCCGAGUUUUGUUUGACGACUGCCCGUAACUAUACCUUAGAGCGCAAACAAUUCAUGAGACCGCUCGCGAAGAACCAAUUGAUUCAGAAGAAGUUGGCGGAUAUGUUGACUGAGAUAUCGCUAGGACUUCAGGCGUGUCUUCAAGUGUCUCGACUCAAAGACAAGGGUUUACUCAAACCAGAGAUGGUUUCGUUGAUUAAGAGGAAUUCUUGCGGAAAAUCUCUGGAAAUCGCUCGAAAUGCACGCGACAUGUUGGGUGGGAACGGGAUCAGUGAUGAAUAUCAUAUCAUUAGACAUGUCAUGAACUUAGAAGCGGGUCCGUUUGAAUGCCUGAAUAACGCCCGGUUAGGCAUAUCGUGGGGAGCGUUAGGUGCGGCCGAGUUUUGUUUGACGACUGCCCGUAACUAUACCUUAGAGCGCAAACAAUUCAAGAGACCGCUCGCGAAGAACCAAUUGAUUCAGAAGAAGUUGGCGGAUAUGUUGACUGAGAUAUCGCUAGGACUUCAGGCGUGCCUUCAAGUGUCUCGACUCAAAGACAAGGGUUUACUCAAACCAGAGAUGGUUUCGUUGAUUAAGAGGAAUUCUUGCGGAAAAUCUCUGGAAAUCGCUCGAAAUGCACGCGACAUGCUGGGUGGGAACGGGAUCAGUGAUGAAUAUCAUAUCAUUAGACAUGUCAUGAACUUAGAAGCGGUCAACACAUAUGAGGGAACUCAUGAUAUUCACGCCCUAAUACUCGGUCGGGCUAUUACUGGACUUCAGGCAUUUACUGCUGAUUAA